Messenger RNA from Rotaria sp. Silwood1, 318 nucleotides. Lineage: Eukaryota; Metazoa; Rotifera; Eurotatoria; Philodinida; Philodinidae. The record is from the annotation of a GenBank genome assembly.
AUGACGACAAAAACUCCUGAAUUUCAGUUUCGUGAGGUCUUACUCAAACUACUGGAUGGUUUAUCAGAUAGUGAUUGUAAAAAAUUAAAAUUUUUACUUGGUGAAGAUAUUCCACGUAGACUUCAAGAUGAUCCAACCAUUGGUGGUACCCUUGAUUUGUUUCAAAAACUGUUUGAUCAACAUAAAAUUUCUGAGCAAAAUUUCACCUAUUUAAUCAAUGCAUUUGAAGCUAUUAAAUGUUUUCAUGCUGCACAAUGUUUGAAAAGUAAACAGCUUAUUUUACCAUCGACGUCUACUACAAAUAAUUGUAUUUUUUAG